Messenger RNA from Aspergillus steynii IBT 23096, 1105 nucleotides. Its product is annotated as RTA1 domain-containing protein. Lineage: Eukaryota; Fungi; Ascomycota; Eurotiomycetes; Eurotiales; Aspergillaceae. The record is from RefSeq and is a predicted model, not a curated record. Gene Ontology annotation, cellular component: plasma membrane; fungal-type vacuole. Bases 191 to 1033 code for a protein of 280 amino acids. The transcript has 4 exons.
GCAAGGUUGAUAUAAGGGUUCGGUGGCCCUGUCGUUCGUUUGUUUGUCGAUUCUUGUGCUACUGUCUGCUUUGCAUAGCGACGACUUUUCUUUUCUUUGUUGAUACCCAUAUAAACUCGCAUAUCGACGCUCUUUAUUCGAUUCCUCUCUGGCUCAAAUCUCAUCUCACCACCACCCAGACUCCCUCAAAAUGAGCUCCGUCUGCACCUCCGUGACGCCCCUCUGCCCGGUCUCCGCCACAACCUACGGCUACUACCCAAACCUCGGCGGCAACAUCUUCUUCACCGUGAUAUUCGCCCUCUGCGGUCUCGCCCAAGUCUACUUCUCGCUCCGCUUCCGCUCCUGGACCUUCGCCAUAGCCCUCAUCAUCGGCACAUUCCUCGAAAUGGCGGGCUACAUCGGCCGGAUCCUCAUGAACUCGAACCCGUGGGACUCGGGGGCGUUCAAACUCCAAAUCGUCGCGCUGGUCCUCGCCCCCAGCUUCAUCGCCGCGGGGAUCUAUCUCACACUGAAACAUAUCAUCCUCACCCUGGGGCCCGAGUACUCGCGUCUCAAGCCGCGGCUGUUCACGUGGAUCUUCAUCGGGUGUGAUGUCGGAUCGCUGUUUUUGCAGGCUGCCGGGGGUGGCGUCGCGGCGAGCGCGGAGGAUGAUAUUGAUAUGACGACGACGGGGAAUAAUAUCAUCAUUGCGGGCAUUGUGUUCCAGGUGGUCACGAUGGCGGUGUGUGGGGUUUUGGCGGUGGACUUUUUUAGGAGGUUCUUUCGCAGGGGGGGAGGUGGUGGGGAGGGGGUUACUUCGAAGAGGUUGAAGAUCGUGGUGAUUGCGGAGAUUGUGGCGUAUGUGACGGUGUUGAUUCGAUGCAUUUAUCGAAUCCCCGAGAUGGCUGGCGGCUGGGGCAACGAGCUGAUGCGCAACGAGGACGAGUUCCUCGUUCUGGAUGGAAUGAUGAUCGCUAUAGCCUGCAUCACAUUUACGGCCUUCCACCCGGGUCUAUACCUACCCUCGUUGCGGAAGGCUUCGAAGAAGACAUAAUUAUACCUGCUACAGUGCACAAAUAAUAGAAUAUAAACUUGAUUGAGAGUGGAUAGACAUGGCAAACAUGAG